GGAAAGGGGUCAAAACGACGUGCCCACUGCAUCGCACCCGGAGCCGCAAUAUAGCUUAUUCUAUUCGAUACCUACAUCUUUUAGAAGAUAUUCUCUUUCUUUUCUUUAUCUUUUGUUUCUCUUAAUUGGCUCAGAGCAAGAUACUGUUUAAAAAAACGCCGAGUUCUAACGAACACCACACCUGGACAGAGCCAUCCACUUAGUGAAGAAUUGCUGUCUAUUCUAUGCUUUAUCUUGCGACAGGUAGGCUUUUAUAAUGAGUUAUUACUCGUACGAAGCUCCGGAGCAUUCGGAUGGCAACCAUGCAUACAAGGCGAUUUUUGGAACAACAAGGCGUUCCGUCUCCCAUAACUAUGUGAACAAUACACCUCCUAGUGAAGAUCCCACGUCGAACAACCCUCCGACUGUUCAGCGGAUGCUCAGGAAGCCUCUAAGUGCUGGCACGGACAACGGUUUAGCAACGGCACCUAACGUGUGUCCUCCACAGUUUACGGGUGCCCCGGAGCAGCUCAUGGAAGCACCAUUUGCUUUACCGGCACCGUCAUCCCAACCGUAUGCUUCUCAGCGUAAUGCUCGAGUGUUUUCUCCGUCGUUAAAUUCGACGGAAAAAUCCUCUGAAAUCAGUAUUUUCUCCGCCGCGGGAACGGGACAUAAUUACCUGAACGAUUUCUCGCCCUUUGAUCCAUCCGCGGGGGAAUUCGAAACUGGCUCAUACAAGCAUCAUUCAUACACUUCCAGCGAAGCCAGUGGUCCAUUCAUUGCUUCUAAACCAAACUUAAAUCCAUUUUCAAACACCGCUUACACGAACAGGCUUUCUGGUGAAAGUAGAAGUCGUUUGAGUAACUCCAGCGAACUGUAUUUUGAUUCUCCGCGUGACAGUUCUGCAUCUUCCUCUACCAGUCCACUUGGCAAGGUUGCCGCAGUGCCUGCAUCAGUGUUUCAACAGCCAGAUCCCGUACCUCGAACGGGUUCAAGCGUCUCUGCAACAACUACGUUAAAUUCGCAGACGGUUAUUAGUUCGUCUCCCUCGCGUUACAAUGCUUCUCUGAGUGACGUUCCGACUGAAGCGACGAUUACAACGUCAAUACCUUUGUCCAAGUUCCGUCCUGGCUUCAAUACGUACCAGGGCUCUUUGGGAGCUGCUCGUGGCAGUUUGGACUAUCAAUCAACGCGAAACCAUUCAUUUGAUGCAGCGACUCUUUCUCGGAUUCGAGGUCAGCGUGAUCAGGAUGGCGUUCCUCUUUCGCAAUCCAUUUCGUCUAUGUCAAUAAGUUCUGUACCCUCAAAGACUGCUCCUGUACAGAAACGCAAAUCAGAGCUCACAACCCAGCUUGCUCCCGCACGUUCUCCCAGGCUAAGGCGUCAUCGGGCAUAUCCUGCAAUUUUGUCAGACGUUGCUUAUGAUUUUAUUUCACGGUUACAAUUGGGUGACAGAAUAAAAAAUGGUGUUGUCUAUACAAAUGCUUUUACGGGAGAACACGCUGUCUCAGUUCUUCUUCGUAUCACUCGUACAGCUGAUCGAAAUUUGGCCUUGCUAGUCGGUCGUGCUUUGGAUGCACAGAAAAUGUUUCAUGAUGUUACUUAUGACCAUCGUCUGCGUGAUUCUUUUCGUGAGGUGUAUCAAUUGAGUGAUCCUGCUUUCAACAAUGGCUACAUCCCCUCUGAAGUUUCUUCUAUCAACGAGAAAGGCCAACUUGAAACCCAGGCUGAGACUAUGAAUACUGAAAGGAAGCUUCCAAUUGGUGUCUUCACUAUCUUGACAAACUGUUAUUCUCCUACCUGUGUGCGCUCCGAGCCCUGCUACUCCGCUACUUGUCCCUGGAGAGUUGAACAACAGCAGCGUAUGUAUGCGAAAAUGCGGGCGAAGUUUCAGCUGGAACUCAGUCAGUCUUCAUCUGUUGCUUUUGACGACAAGGAACAGAAACUUUGGAUUUAUAGUGUUCCCAAAGAGAUUGCUGAUAGCGUCAGCGAAAGGGAAAAGAAGAGACAAGAGGUCAUUUGUGAAGUUAUCUACACUGAACGCGACUUUGUUAAAGAUCUUGAAUACCUACGUGAUUACUGGAUUAAACCCCUAUAUGCCUCUAAUUGCAUCCCUGAAGCAAAGAAAGAAAAGUUUAUUCGUACCGUUUUCCUAAAUGCUUUAGAGGUCCAUUCUGUGAAUUCAAAACUCGCAGAAGCCUUGACUGUCCGUCAAAAUAAGGAGCCCGUUGUACAACGCGUUGCUGAUAUAUUUUUGGAAUUUGUACCUCGUUUUGAACCUUUUAUUCGCUAUGGCGCUGGUCAGCUUUACGGAAAAUAUGAGUUUGAGACCGAGAAAGCUAAUAAUCCGGCCUUUGCAAAGUUUGUAUAUGAAACAGAGCGACUUAAAGAGUCUCGCAAGUUGGAAUUAAACGGUUAUCUCACCAAGCCAACAACCCGUCUGGCUCGAUAUCCUCUUUUGUUGAGUGCUGUAUUGAAGUAUACUGAUAGUGAGAAUUCCGAUACUCAAGAUAUACCGAAGGUUAUUGAACUAAUCAAGGAGUUCUUGACUCGAUUGAAUGUCGAAAGUGGAAAGGCGGAAAACCGCUUCAAUCUCAUGCAACUUAACAAACAGCUCUUAUUUAAACCAGGCGAACAUUACGAGCUUCAUCUACUGGACGACAAUCGUCAAUUAAUUUUCAAGGGUCCGCUGAAAAAGAAGAACGCUGGAUCUGCCUCUUUUGAAUCAAGUAGUGAUGUUCACUUGUUCCUUUUUGAUAAUGCACUUCUUCUUGUUAAACCCAAAACUGUUUCCAAGAGACAGUUCUUUAAAGUUCAUCAGAGGCCCAUGUCUUUGAUGUUUUUGCGGUUCUCGCUCAUUGAUGAUUCCGGAAACAAAAUGCCUACUUCUAAAAAGUAUUUGCUUCAAAGUCCCUUGAAAGCUACAGCGCAUAUUGGACGCCCUGCGAACAAAAUGUACCCUUUCAACUUGCAACUUCUAGGAAAAAAGGGUUACGAAGUGACAUUGUACGCUAGCACCGAAGUUGGAAGAGAUAAAUGGCAAGAACAUAUCGAAAGGCAGCAACAGGCAAUCUUUAAAAAGAGUCAGUGGUUUGAAUCAACUGUCGUAUGCAGAGACUUCUUUUCGGUAUCAGAUCGCGUAAACGCCAUCGGUGUCUAUGAUGGUGGACGACGCCUGCUAUUUGGUACAGAUACCGGUAUAUAUCUUUCUACGCGCAAACCACACAGUAUGAUUUUGGUUCAACCUAUACGCAUUCUCUCUUUACCUAACGUUUCUCAACUGGAAGUCAUUGAAGAGUACAAUCUUUUACUCCUUCUUUCCGAUAAAGUCUUAUACUCGUAUUCUCUUUCGUGGAUUUCUACUGAGGUUGGCCAAGCACCUCGUAAGCCAAAAAAGAUAUCUGGACAUACAAGCUUUUUCAAAGUUGGUAUUUGUCUUGGAAAGGUUUUGGUUUGUAUUGUUAAGAGUUCAACUUUAAGCACAACUAUAAAAGUGCUGGAACCAGUGCAACAACUUGCACGGACAUCGAAGCAGGCAGGUUUGAAGAAGUUGCUUGCUGUGUCACAGGACCCUUUACGUGUUUUAAAGGAGCUAUAUAUGCCAACGGAGUCUACCUCUAUUCACUUUUUGAAGAAUAAACUGUGUGUUGGCUGUACACGGGGAUUUGAGGUCGUGAGUCUCGACAAUCUCGAAACACAGUCGCUUCUUGAUCCGGCAGAUACGUCUCUUGAGUUCGUCGAACGGAGAGAGAAUAUCAAGCCUAUAGCAAUCUACCGAAUGAAUGGUGGAGAAUUCCUUCUAUGUUACUCUGAGUUUGCCUUCUAUGUCAACCGUAAUGGCUGGCGGUCAAGACCAACUUGGUUUGUUGUUUGGGAAGGUUGUCCCCAAAAGUUUGCGUUGUCCUAUCCAUAUAUCCUUGCCUUUGAACCCUCUUUCAUUGAAGUCCGCCAUGUUGAAACAGCCAAACUUGUUCAUGUCAUUACCGGCUAUAACAUUCGACUGCUAGCAGAUGGACGGGGAAAGCUCGGAGAAGGGGGAGAGAUUUUCUAUGCCACUGAUGAACGCACUGAGAACGGUGACACGAGUGUGAUUUGUGCUCUGCAGCUUGUGGACAAGAACCUGAAGCUAAAGACAUCUAAUACUUAAUUCCGGAGCAGGUUCCCGUUGCCAACUAUCCACAGACAUAUUUUUUGAUAAUAAGCAUACAAAAUUCAUUUGGGGUACAUUGGACGAGGGAAUAAUACCUAAAAAAAAACAAUAUUCCUGAAAGACGGCUGUGCAAUGAUAGGCAAUUUUUUGCUUCUAUUAAUAAACCAUAAUUUUCUAUUCUGUUUACUUAGACAUAACUAAUCCUCAUAAUCAAGGGGGUCGCCGUAGGUCCACAUACCGAUAUGCGAACGACGAGCGUUUUCCUGCAAUUCAGUCAAAGCCUCUAAGAGCGCGGGAUCGCCAAGAAUAGAGCGCUUUUUCUUUGGCAGAAGACUAGCAACACCUUCUUCAACCAGCUGUGCAUUAAUUGAUUGCUCAAAAUCGGAGCCCACUUGAGGAUCAAUAAGUGUAACAGAAAGGACGUUAUUGUUUUCACCAUCAAUACAAGCGACAAACUGUUUGUUGGCAGUAAGUUUAUGUAAAGUGGCUUUAGCAUCAUCAGCAUAGUCCGAACCAGUAGAAGGGAAUUGAACAAACGUAAGAGUGGCAGUGUGCGCUUGAGGUUUCAGGACACGGUAAUUUUCGGGCAAAGAAAAAAGAUUCUUAAAGGGAAUCUGCUCAACACUUCCGUAAUCAUAGAGCACCACAUCAGCGAUGUUGUUGUCGCGAUCACAACGAAGAAUGCGUGCUCUGUACAUAGCGUUAUCAUAGGAGGAGAGGGCGGCAAUGUUAGCACCAACCUUGAUUUGGCCAUCAAGAGAUUGUGCAUUUGCCUUGUAGGCAGCCAAAGAUUUCAUGAGUCCCUCCAAUUGUUUCACCUCGUCACCAACAAUCUGGAAAGAAAACUUGCCUUCAUCUCCGAUAUCACUCAACACGACAUCAACAUAG
Molecule: messenger RNA, 5017 nt
Organism: Schizosaccharomyces japonicus yFS275
Lineage: Eukaryota; Fungi; Ascomycota; Schizosaccharomycetes; Schizosaccharomycetales; Schizosaccharomycetaceae
Product: Rho1 guanine nucleotide exchange factor 1
Exons: 1
Coding region: 257-4126 (1289 amino acids)
Biological process (GO): intracellular signal transduction; regulation of cell wall (1->3)-beta-D-glucan biosynthetic process; cortical actin cytoskeleton organization
Cellular component (GO): cell cortex of non-growing cell tip; division septum; cell division site
Molecular function (GO): phosphatidylinositol-4-phosphate binding; guanyl-nucleotide exchange factor activity
Source: RefSeq, a predicted model, not a curated record